CACAAGUAUAAAUAUAGCCUUCUCCCCUCGCCUUUCGCGCUGUCAUUUUCAUCCACCCUAACCCACUCAUCUAUAUCAUGUCUGUUGUCGACUCUGAAACCGAUAUCACGAGCAUCAGAAGUCCCAUCGAUCUUCAGUCCUUGGAAAGAUACUUCAGCGCUGCGCAGCCGUCGACAGGCACUACGCUUGGGCCCAACGUGUCGUGGAACUUCAUCCAGACGCCGCUCAUCGUGAAACAGUUCAGCUUUGGGCAGUCCAACCCCACCUACCUCAUCACCGACUAUACCGGAAAGCAGCUUGUGUUGCGCCGGAAGCCGGGUCCCAACAAGUCGCUUGCGAGCAAAACCGCGCACGCCGUCGAAAGAGAGUUCUUCCUCAUGGCGGGACUCAAACACGUGGACAGGAAUGCCAAGGUGCCCCAGAUGUAUAUGCUUUGCGAGGACGAGUCAGUCGUCGGUGCGGUGUUCUACGUUAUGGAAUUCAUUAAAGGCCGCAUCUUCCACGACCCGGCGAUGCCGUCGUUGGGCGAGACCGAGAAGCGCGCCUGUUGGAAGUCUGCGGUAGAAGCGGUAGCGGAGAUUCACCAGAUGCCAGCUGAAAAAUUGAUCGCAGCCAUCCCUGGGCUGUACUUUCAUGUAUCAAAGGAUACAAACUACUUCCAGAGACAGGUUUCCGGCUUGUCACGUGUUGCUGCCAAACAGAGCGAGUACGUGGACCCGAUUCCGGGAUUUGAGGAUACGUGCAAAUACCUUAUGGAAAACUGCCCAAAAAUGGAUAAGCUCACUCUCAUCCAUGGUGAUUUCAAGAUCGACAACAUGAUCUUCCAUCCGACAGAGCCAAGAGUGCUCGCCAUGCUUGACUGGGAGCUCUGCACCUUCGGACAUCCGUUGUUCGAUUUGGCAAACUUGUUGCAGCCAUACUCUAUCCCUGAGCGGAUUUGGGCCAACUUCCAGUCAAGUGCUGUACGGGAGGACCCGAAGUGGGUCGAUGAAGUUUUGCUGUUGUAUGAAAGGACGAACCCGGAGUAUGCAAACGGCGGGUUGAAAAAGUACUUCACCUCUGGGAUUGUCUUUGGAAUAUUCAGAGUAUCGGUUAUCAUCCAGGGUAUUGCCAUGCGGUCCAAGUUGGGAAAGGCCAGCAGUGCCAGAGCGGCGGAGGUGGCCAAGAGCUACAAGCCGUUUGGGCAGUAUGCCGCGGAUCUCGCAAGGGGAAAUACCGCCAAUUCCAAGGCAAGGCUUUAGCGGGGAAAGAUUAUAGCGUGUAACUCUACUUAGAAUCUAUUUUAAACAAAGCUAUCCCUGGGGUGUAGUCUGUGGAAGGGUAUGGAACAUGUCUAGGAUUGUAAUGGGUGGGAUACCCUAAAGCGUUAGGUAUAUGUAUAUAGGUCAGACAGUGGACGAGAAGUUUAAUCUUUUAUCCGAUAUAUGUGCC
Molecule: messenger RNA, 1431 nt
Organism: Babjeviella inositovora NRRL Y-12698
Lineage: Eukaryota; Fungi; Ascomycota; Pichiomycetes; Serinales
Exons: 1
Coding region: 78-1241 (387 amino acids)
Biological process (GO): protein phosphorylation
Molecular function (GO): protein kinase activity
Source: RefSeq, a predicted model, not a curated record